GUUAAAAACAUAAAUUAUAUAAUUAAAUAUUAAUCAAAUAAAUUUUUUUAAUUAUAUAAUUAAAAAUAUAACAUUAAGUUAUUUUAAAAUUUAUUUUAGUAAUGAAUAUAGUGUACAAAGAACUUGCGUACAAAGAACUUUUCAAAAAUUUAUGAAAAUGUUUAAGUUCGCAUCGCGGACAAAACACCUAGUUACAUUAUAUUCGAUCACCGUACGAUUGAGGUGGGAACACGUGUCCUAAUCUGCUUAUUGUUUCCAAUUGCUACAAACGGAGACGGUCGUCCUGUGUGAAAACUUAAUUAAACGUCACCGUUUACAGCGUUUAGAAGAUCCGUCCCCAAAUACCCGGUGAGAAGCGUUCAUAUGCAUCAUUUAUUAUUUCAGUUCUAUUUAACAAACACGAAAUAGUUAUUCAGUAUUUUAUGAUAAACAUCCAUAAUAACAUGUCAUAUUUGAUAUUUUAAAUACAUCAUACAGAAGUAGAGUUUUAAAAAUUGCCUCUGCUAUGUACAUAUGGACCACUAAAUAUAACACCACAUUUGGAGUUACAGGAACCAUUUAUUUUCGGUGAACAUUAUAGAACACAUCUUAUGCUUGUUCUGCGCAUGUUAGUCCAGCAUAGAAAAACUCUCUCUACUUAUUCAGAUUUUCUUAUGAGUUACAACCAUUAAUUAUAUUAUUAACAAAAUCUAUAACGUAUAUCAGUAAGGUUUAAUUUGCAAGAAAAGAAAAGAACUCAGCACAUAUAUAGCCCAAAUUAGAGUUGAGUCGAGCCUGCUUGCCUUUAUGAGAAGGUGACCAAGCCCAUGAUACAAUCCUUUCUAACGAUGGUUGGUUUGUAAAAAUCAAUUAAAUCCAGAGUCAUGAUUCUAAGUUUCUAACGAAGGUUUGCUUUGUAAGAAACUCUAAAUCAUUUCAAGAUUUGGUAAAUCUAUAUACUACAAUUCAUGAAUUGCGUGCGUAAUCCAAGCAUUUUAAGGAUUUUGAUGAAUAUUAUAUAGUAUCUAUAAAAAGACACGCACGUAACAUCUCGACUCUAUAUCCGCACCGCACGCAUGCACGUAUUUUAACAAAACUUUAUAGAGUUUUAUUUAUAAUUCAUAAACGCAUUAAGCUUCAUAAUACACUUUACCUGACUCGGUAAUUAGGAAGACAUGUCAGUAUUUCCCUGUUAGUUGGACUUCGUUCAAUAUUUUUGUUUCUUAAUAGAUGGUUUCGCUUAAAAUAGUAAAAAAUGUUUGACUCAGACAAAAUUUAAUUUUGAUACAUUUGUUUAGCAUGAAAUAGGUAGUUGUAUAUUCCUGUUAACGUAUUUUGUAACUAAUAGGUUUGUUUAAAAUCAUUUGGUAAGGAAAAUGAUUGAGUGACAAUUUCAAAAUUCAAUGGAAAAUACAUGUAAUAUAUUCAGUGAAAAAGUUCUACUGUUUCAGUAAUCUUAAAGCAAAGGAGAAAACAAAAGGCUAUGAUUAGUCUAACAAGAGGGGCUAGAAAAUAAAAGCCAUGAGACAUGCAAAUGCAAUCACGCAUCUUGAAAAGCAAGCCCUAGUUUUGACUGACAAGCAACCACAACGCAGUAAAGUUAGGUUCUCAAAAUUAGCGCAUAAAUAAAGAAAUAUAUGAUUAAAGUACUUGAACUAUGUAUGUAUGUUUCCAAUAAAAUGCGUUUCUAGUUAAAUAAUAAUUACCGAAAUUAUAGUAGGCAUUCUUUUGUAGAAUAAUGUAUAUACAUAUACUUUUAUGUAUGCUAGAAAAUUCGAGGGAUAUUAUUUUUGGUAAGGAAAAUAUAGAAAAAAGGAGGGGACAGAUAGGAGGCGGAGGCAGUUAUGUAGUGUUGUUAGGGAACAACUCUCUCCUUUGUAAUAUUCUCCAAAAUCAAUUGGUUCCAAGUAAGUCCAUAUUCUUCUUCAAGUUAAUUGACUACGAAGAGUAGAACUCGAACAAAUUGAGAGUAAUCAAGCUGAGUAUAAGUUUCAGCUCCAAUUUGUGGUGUGCGUAUGAGUCUCAAUUUUGUUUACAUGGUUCAAGCCAAACCAAAGCUAACUGGGGUUUGAUAGAAAUAUCUAAAUUAAAAAUAAACAAAUUGAUUUGUAAAUAAUCAAUGUUUUAUUUUCAUGCAAAGCAUAUAAAACUGAAUAUACAAAGAUUAAGUUGUAGAAUCUAAUUAUAUAUCAUAUCAUAAAUAAUAUAUGUGUAGUUUUAGAUAAUAUUUUUUAUCAAUGUGGCCAUUUAGUUACUUUUUUUGUUGAAUUCUUGCUCAAAGUAUAAUUGAAUAUGAUUGUAGUUUAGUCACAUUAGCUACUUUUUAAUAUUGGUAAAUAUGCUAUUAUAAACUAUAAAAAAUAUUACACGAUGAUUUUGCAUCCGAUAAUUCUACCUAUUGUAUGGGAAUUAUUGUAUCAUUUUUAGCUGCUUUAUAAGAUCCCCAAUUGGUUAUAUUCUUCGUACAUUUCUGAAGAUCUCCAACAAAUAUUCUAUCCAUUAAUCUCUUGUAAAUCACACUAGCUACUUUGAAACCAACAAAUUGAAAACUUUUUCCCCGGUUGAACAAACCCAAAAAAAAGCUAUAAUCAGUCUACACUAAGCUAACAAUCCCGAGCGAAAACUCAGAGUAAUCUAUGAAAUACGUAUAAGUAUUUUUUUUUGUACAUGAGUACAUUAACUAUUAUACCGACCAAUUUAGCAAAAAAAAAACUAUUAUACCAACCAUAGUAAAAUCUGUAUAACGUACACAUUUGACUGAACCGAACCAAGCCACACUUGCAUCUCGUCUUGCAUGUUUUUCUAACAUAAUUUGAUUCAUUACAUAGUUCUACUUUCAACACAAUGUACAUGCUGACAUGUUGUAGGGAGUCCACGUGAAAACAAAAGUGCCACGUGGGAAAUGACAAAUGUAGUCAUUGGUCGUCGUGUCGUAUGUAUGUCUCCUUUUUCUCGUGCUUGCAAAUAUAAGAAUUGUGACGUCUCCUUAAGUCCCAUAGACAAAGGAACUCUCAUUAGGUCCUCCCUUUAAGGUGAACCAUUCAUUACUCAUCAUGCCCCCUCUCUUCUUCCUUUGCCUUUUUCUUUCAAACUUUCAAUUCUUUCUACUUACUUAUUUAUGAUUACGUGUAACAACUUCUCUUCUUACUAAGAUGUUACGUACGAUUUACAUCAUUAUAAUGGCCAUGUUUUGAUCGGAUUCACCAUUUGCAACGGUCCGUUAAAGCCAAUUAUGUUUAAUAGAAUGUUAUUUAACUAAAAUUCUAUGAUUUCAUGUUUGGUUAGCUCUUAUACCGGGAACAAAUCUAUAGUCAACCGUUAAAUACAAAAUAAAUAAAAUUGUUUAUGAUCCUGUUUCGAACUAAUAUAUGGUAAAUGAUAAGAUCAUCCACAUUGGAAAUUUCUCAAAAGAAAUCUCUAAAAAGUCAUAUUAACAAUUAGCUGAAACCUUUUUAAUAAAUGUGAGACUUAUGUGAGAAUUUCUCAAAUGAAAGACUCACAUAUUCUCAACUUUAUUUAAAAAAUCAUUUAAUUAAUAACAUAAUCUGUGAAAGGUACAUUUUGAUAAAUUCUUAAUGCAUGUCCUAAAUAUAGAAUCGCAUAUUUUUCAAUAGUAAAAUAUAUUAAAGAACAUUCGUACUCGUCACAUCAACCUAGUGAACAUAGUUACUAGAAUAAUUAACGAUAAUCAAUCUGAAAAUUAGAUUGGAAACCGUCCGCUUGAUACGGAUUUUUUGCUUCCACUAACUUGUUCGUCAAUUGUUUACGUUAGCCAUACAUUUUAGUUUUAGAGAGAACCCCGAACCCACAAAAUCAUAACCAGCACAUUAACCGAAUCAACAUUUGACACGUGUUUCUGUCUGCUACACUAACAACAACUUUAGCGGACGCUGUCUCGUCAUUCCACUGUCGCAUUUGUACUUGUGACUGUGUAUUUAUUUUAUAAACCAAAAUACGAAGACCACGCCAAACUAUAAUAAAAUAAAUUGAAAUUCCCAGUCUAGAUCUUCUAUAUAAAGAGACACGUACAUACCAAGCAUGGCGGCUCAUUGCUCAUUUGUCUCACCUAAAAAAGAAAAUAAAAAAAAGGGAAAACAAAAUUGAAAGAUAGAUAGAUAUGGGAAGAGGAAGAAGUUCUUCGUCGUCUUCUUCUAUAGAGAGUACCAGUAAGAGCAACCCAUACGGUCCCUCUUCAAGUACACGAAACCUAAGCACGGAUCUAAGGCUCGGACUCAGUUUCGGGGCAUCCUCAGGGACGCCAUAUUUCAACGGUGGUUACGGGUAUUCUGUUGUAGAUCCGACGGCAGAGUAUAAGGUUGCGGUGGCUGAGGAGGAGGAAGAAGAGAACGAGUGUAACAGCGUAGGGAGCUUCUACGUGAAAGUGAACAUGGAGGGAGUUCCAAUUGGGAGAAAGAUCGAUCUCAUGUCUCUUAAUGGCUACCAUGAGUUGAUCAGAACCCUAGAUUUCAUGUUCAACGCAUCCAUUCUCUGGGCUGACGAAGAAGAGAUGUGCGGCCAGAAGAGUCAUGUGCUAACAUACGCGGACAAGGAAGGUGACUGGAUGAUGGUUGGUGAUGUUCCGUGGGAAAUGUUUUUAUCUACCGUCAGAAGACUGAAGAUUUCAAGAGCUUACCACUACUGAUGUUUAAGUCUACUUGUGUGUUCAUUAAAAGUAAUGCCAAGAAAAAAGUUUUUGUCGUAUGUAAAUCCAUCGUCAGUUUAAGUUAUUUAUUUUAUAAAAAAAAUCGUUUUUCGUUUA
Messenger RNA from Brassica rapa (field mustard), 4738 nucleotides. Its product is annotated as auxin-responsive protein IAA20. Lineage: Eukaryota; Viridiplantae; Streptophyta; Magnoliopsida; Brassicales; Brassicaceae. The record is from RefSeq and is a predicted model, not a curated record. Gene Ontology annotation, biological process: regulation of DNA-templated transcription. Gene Ontology annotation, cellular component: nucleus.